CUCCUCAGUUGGGACGACCAGGCUCGGAAGUAUGCGACUGUCGAACCCGUUAAAGUGAAGGGCCAGGUUGCUAGACUCUAUCGAUACAUUUUUGUUGUUCGUCGUCACAUCGACAAGAACUCUAACGAGGCGACCUAUUAUAUUGACGUUGAAUCCGAGCUCUUGCGAGGUAUUUUGAGAGACGUUCUGGAUCUCGAGGGGAUAAGCUUCACUCCAGUCAAGCUCGACCGGAACUUUCUUUAUACCAUGCUCGAUAAGCUUGAGUCGUGCCAGGCCUGGAAUGCGAUUGCUCCACUCGAUCUACAAGAAAUAGAGCACCUCGGGUUGCUCGUGGACUACCUCAAAAGCGCGUAUGCAGACACGACCCACAACUUGUUGUCGCUGCUAUCUGAUAACCACAUUACGUACGACUUGCUCUGGGCCCUCUUCAAGCCGAAUUCGUUGGUUUACACGACCUGUUCCGGAACGCAUAAGCCACGAUGUGUGAGAUAUAAUUUUGGCGAGGAGAAGACAACAAUAGGAGGCGCUAAGCACUGGAGUAUCAACUGCAGCUACCUCGAAUUUAACGGCGAAGACAUGGGCUCAGCCGUGAUUGAGCUAACAAUUUCGAAGUUCCGCGGGGCUAAGCGGAUCAACGAGCUAGAGGCAUUCCCUCUCCAGUAUCAUGCCGGAGGUACAGGCAUCCGGGCUGAGCUUCUCAGGUGCGGUCGAAUGUUUAUGCGCCUAAGGGGUACUCACCAUUGCCACUGCAGCGGCUCGGCAUUUUAUAAGCAGAACGGAGAGCUGGUGCAAGUACCGAUCGAUGGUCGCAUCAUGGUGGAUGCCGCCUUCUUUCGGAAGAUGAAUCCAAAGAAUCCCCAGCCAAGGAUCUUUAAUGACCCCGCCGCGAACUGGGAACUACUUGGAUCUGCUGACGAUGUCAGUGAGACGUCGCUUGGUAGCUUUGACAGUGUUUCGCGUGCUACAUCCUUUGGGCUAGCAAAUGAGUUAUUCAUUGACCAAACCCAAGGCAGCGUGGCGGACGAAAAUCUCCUUAUCUGCUGUCCGACAGUGCCAGGGUUCAGUCUCCAAGACAAGUUGUGGGUGGAAAUUGCGGUGGCUGAUAUCACGGAGAUCGAGUGGUCUUCUGCGCCGUUUGACGGCUUAGCCCUGCCCGAUGAUCAGACAGAGACUAUAUUGGCUGUAACCGACACCGAACAAGACUCCGGAUUUGAUGAUAUUGUCGAGGGGAAGGGGCGCGGUAUCCUUAUUCUCUUGCACGGCAAUCCAGGGGUAGGAAAAACUUUGACAGCUGAGGCAGUAGCAGAACAUCGAAAAAAACCAAUAUACUCGAUAUCUGUCGGAGAGUUGCCCACCGAAGCAGGUAGACUCGAAAGCCAACUCUCCAGAAUCUUUCAGAUCGCGAAACAUUGGGAUGCAAUCCUACUCCUCGAUGAGGCAGAUGUGUAUCUUGAACAACGCACACCUCAGGAUCUAGUACGAAAUGGCCUCGUCUCAGUAUUCCUCCGCGUGAUGGAAUAUUGCCAAGGCAUCAUGUUCCUCACAACAAAUCGAGUGUCACAGUUUGAUCCAGCAGCACUCUCCAGAAUACAUUUGAAGCUGAAAUAUGAUGACCUGGAUAUAAAUGCGAGGCGUCAGGUUUGGAAGAAUCUCCUCGAUCGAGCGGGGACCUCUGAAGAGCCGGUCAACAUCUCCACCGAUGUACUGGAGAGCUUGAGCAAAACUCUUCUUAACGGUCGAGAGAUCAAGAACAUAGUCUCAAUAGCUCUCAAGUUAGCCUCCUACCAAAGGAGCAGGGUCUCUUUCUCACACCUCCAACAAGCUGUAGCCGCGAGCAAGGCAUUUAUGGACGAAUUCAAUGGCACUGAACAUGUCAGCAGCCUCUUUAACUAG
Molecule: messenger RNA, 1893 nt
Organism: Amorphotheca resinae ATCC 22711
Lineage: Eukaryota; Fungi; Ascomycota; Leotiomycetes; Helotiales; Amorphothecaceae
Exons: 6
Molecular function (GO): ATP binding; ATP hydrolysis activity
Source: RefSeq, a predicted model, not a curated record